Molecule: messenger RNA, 3906 nt
Organism: Sycon ciliatum
Lineage: Eukaryota; Metazoa; Porifera; Calcarea; Leucosolenida; Sycettidae
Exons: 3
Coding region: 1946-2902 (318 amino acids)
Source: RefSeq, a predicted model, not a curated record
CCUUGCCAUAACACACUGAGUACUACCAUCAAUAAGUGGCAAAAUCUCCAUAGAUACAGUGCAUUGAUGGAUUCGCAGUGUCUGAGUAGCAAGUUAGUAUCUAAUUGAUCAUGUGAGUGAAACAACUGCCGGGACAUUUGUAUGAUGACCUUGAGUCCGGCAUAGGCGGCGAUGCAUCUCAUUAAGCUAAUAGUUCCGUAGAGCGGAUGGAGCAUCAGGCUGGCAGCAUUUACUAUGAAGGGAUCAUGAAUCAUGAUCAAGGUCCUUAAAGUUGCGACAGUAAUACAGCUCUGGUUAGUGUGUGUGUGUAUGUGUGUGUGUGUGUGUGUUUGUGUUUGUGUGUGUGUGUGUGUGUGUGUGUGUGUGUGUGUGUGUGUGUGUGUGUGUGUGUGUGUGUGUGUAGUGAUUUAGUUGACUUUCUGUUUUACGAACUCUCCCACUGGAAAGAGUGGCACACUAAGUUCCUGUACGUUUUGGACAAGCAUGCCCCGCUGCACAACUCUAAGCCUUCCCGGAGGGCGAUACCUCCCUGGUCUGACAGAGAGCUGCACCAGCUCGAACAGCGUAAACGGCGGCUGCACAACCAUUGGCGGAAGGAUAGGACAGACGGCACACUGUAUGCCGAGUUCAAACAAGCACGGAGCACUGCUCGGAAUGCGUAUCGGCGCAAGCGAAACGAGUACUUCUCCCGUCAGUGCGAAGAAAAUGUGGCCAACCCUAGGAAGUCUUGGGCCAUUCUAAAUGCAGUCAAUGGGCGAUCACGCCGCCGCCAAGAUCCUAGUUGUAGCAUCAGUGAGGUGGCCGACACGUUCCACUCCAAUCCCAACCGUCCUGAACAACUCUGCACCCCGCAAGGUCCCGCUGGACCUGUCUCCUUGAUCGAACUUGAUCCUGUGACUCCUGCUGACGUCCGACGUCUCCUUGAGAAGUUGGAUGCGCGGAAAGCCAUAGGUAGUGACGGCAUACCGGGCUCUCUGCUACAGCAGUGUGCUGACUUGCUGGCAUAUUCUCUUGCUGUGCUGUUCUGCACCUCGCUGAGGACCGAGUGGAACUAUUCCAUCCGCAUUUAAAUUGGCGUCUGUCGUGCCACUGUACAAGGCCGGUGACCCAUCAGUCCCCACCAACUAUAGACCUGUAUCCCUUCUCCCAAUAGUGUCCAAGUUGCUGGAGGGGGCAGUGCAACACCAGUUAGUUCGUCAUUUGGACUUGAGCAAGGUAUUACCCGAAACACAAUGAAAUGCUCUACGGAAGACGCCCUCUGUGUGCUGACGGAUAAUCUGCAGAAGGCGAGAGACAGUGGCAAGACCACAGGGCUGUGCCUAUUAGACAUGUCGAAGGCUUUUGAUAAAGUGCACCACGACAAGUUGAUCCAAGACCUCCUUGUGGUUGGAAUUUCUGGAAAAGCCCUUAGUUGGCUCGUCGACUACUUGUCCGGCCGCAAGCAAGCAGGUCCUCAUCUCGCCUUCAACCAGCCCUGCUCUGGCUUGCACCUGCGGAGUGCCCCAAGGCUCUGUUCUUCAGUAUACACACACGAGACGUCCCUUUGGUUUCCUCGCCUGUGCCAAGUGUACAAUUUGCAGAUGACAUAGCCCUGUACGACUCCCAGGCCUCAGCGGCGGAAGCGUCCAGAACCUUCACCACAGCGGCAACUGCUCUGGCCGAUUGGCUGAAGUCUCGAGGCCUCAUCUUGAACGCCGCCAAGAGCCAGGUUCUGACUAUCUCUCCCCAGCAGCUCGUACAGGAAGUAACAGUCAAAAGCGGCGACUGUCUCCUCCCUUCAGCGUCUUCUGCGCGCUACCUCGGCGUUCACCUUGACAAUCGCCUAGAUUGGGACACCCAUGUAAACUAUGUGGUCACCAAGGUUGCCAAGAAAAUCGGCGCCCUGUGGCGGGCACGCCGAAGCCUAUCAAGACGCUCUCGUCAGGUGUAUGUGAAGGUGGUCAUAAUGCCCGACCUGCUUUAUGGCUCCUGCUGCUUUUCAGCUGCAAUGCGAGAGGGUCAACUGAAACGACUGCAAACCGCGCAAAACAGAGCCAUCCGCUGUAUCGAUGGCAACCCGCCCCGGACAGCCAUGCAGCCGCUGCUCACUGCUCACUCCCUGUACCGUGUCAGCGAGCUCUACAGGCAGAAAAUAUUGAUCACCAUCUGGCGGUGCACCCACGCCCGCACCAGCCCUGUGCUCGCCCAGCUUCUGACCCCGGCACAAGGCACCCCUACCCGCCAUCAGCAGUCAAAUGGCCUACUAAGCCAGGUAAACCGUAGCCGCCGCGGUCAGCGGAGAUUUUCUGUUGCUGGUGCUCUGCUGUGGAACACUCUCCCUGUUGCGCCAGACCGCAAUCCGCAAGUGCUGGACUACUCGCAAACACAAUUUCCUCAAUUUCAGUACCCAAGCCAUGAUACAGAGGUACAGGAUCAUGCUGGCGGACGCAGUGACAUAUCCGUUGUACACGACCAAAACGGGACGUCUAUUCCAGCCAUGUCGCCGAUGGUAAUCGAUGCACCCGGCACCGUGCAGACCAUCACCACUGUCCAUCGACCACCAACAGCCACCAGGAACUGUCGCCGAGUUUCUGAUGAGAGGACAGUCACUCUGCCAGGGUACCUACCUGAGAGAAUUGAUUUUGGAAGCUGCAUGGGAAGCUGUCCGGGACACAGAACAACUACUGUGGUCUCACAGGCAGAGACCCUUCAGAUAAGGAAUGGACACUUGCACGGCAUCAAGUUCAACAAUCGAGAAUGCACCUGCUGCUCGCUGAAAUCAAAACAGGUGAAAGAAGUUCGGUUUAGACGCGACCUGAACGUCGCCCCUCCAUCAGCAAUAAUCUCAGAUAAUGACGGUAUGAUGACAGUGAAUGUUUCAGUCAUACAGUCUUGCAGGUGUAAGAAGAGAUUGUGUCUCUAAAUGUAAGAAGAAGAUUCACAUAAUCGGCAACAGUGGAUAGUGGAUAGACGGACCACACUGAUCAGGAGUAAGACUAGACUGGUGUCUAUUGAAUAAUUAUUUCAGAUUUGCAUUUUGUGAAUCCCUUGGCUGGGCCUGUGCUGGUGUGUCAAUGUAUGGAUACCAAGCUUUUGCAGACUCAGAAGAAGACGAUUGACACUGAGAUCACUGGUCAUUCACAACUACCCCUAGUCCCUACCACUACUUACGCUGAUCCUGGCCAGCUCACAGUCAUGCAUGCUAGGAUGUGAACAGUCUGCUGGCAAGCAGACACACACACCUGUUCACAUCUAAUUAUACAAUUGUUAUUGUUUAUCGUUCCUGCCGAAUAACGUAUUGUUAGUGUCACGCACGGGCUGAACUGCCUUGCGUAUGCAACCGGUACAAUCAUGUAUUUGAAUACACCCUGUUGCUGAAAUGGAAUUACUGAAAUAUUAUUUAUCAUUUUAUCAUUCUCUUUUCGGUGAUGUCAUAAUCUGUAAUCAGCCUGCCGAUCCGGCGAUGCGCAACACAAAGAUGUUACUUACAUGUAGGCCGAACACAAUUACUAUUACCACUAUUACCACUGCAGUGAAACCUCGUUAGGAAGAACACUGAUAAGACAAAUGUUUGCUUAAGAAGAACUAGAAUUCGUAACUCCAUUGAAUAAAUCACUAUGUAUUCACUGCGUAUACCAUACGGAUAAGAAGAACUCCCGUUAUUGCAAACAAAUAUCAUCGGUCCCUUGGUGUUCGUUCUAAAGAGGUUUGACUGUAUUACCACUAUCACCACUAUUACCACUACUACAUGUACAUGUACGUGGACAUUAGUGAGUGCCGUCUACGGGUUUUUUAGAUGAGCCUUUGGUUUAAUAUCGCCCUACUAUACAAGUAGGGAUGAUUUGCAAUAUAAUUACCUGUACUUUGUAUGGCAUGUGCUAACUUUGGAUUCUUCCCUUCAUUUUUUCCGGAUAUUAAUCAUGGUUA